This is a messenger RNA of Nicotiana attenuata, 576 nucleotides long. RefSeq lists its product as uncharacterized. Gene Ontology annotation, molecular function: nucleic acid binding. The record is from RefSeq and is a predicted model, not a curated record. NCBI's taxonomy places the organism in Eukaryota, Viridiplantae, Streptophyta, Magnoliopsida, Solanales, Solanaceae. The transcript has 3 exons. Bases 1 to 576 code for a protein of 191 amino acids.
AUGAAAAAGGCUCAGUCACUUCAACGAAAUGCUUCCCAUUACUGUUUGGUUCAUGGAAACCUGUAUCGAAAGAUGUUCGGAGCUUACCACCCUGUGGCUAAUGGACAAGCCAAAUCAACAAACAAAGUUAUUAUUAAAAACCUGGAGAAAAGAUUAGAGGAGUCAAAAGGUAAGUGGCCUGAAGUGUUACCAGGAGUCUUAUGGGCUUAUCGAACGAUAACAAAAAUAGGUACGGGAGAGACUCCAUUCUCACUUGUUUAUGGUGUUGAAGCCUUAAUCCCAGUUGAAAUAGGUGAACCAAGCACAAGAUAUACACAAGCAACUGAGGAAUCAAAAGAGGAUGAAAUGCGAAUAAAUCUUGAUUUGCUUGAAGAAAGGAGAGAAACGGCUCUAAUAGGAAUGGUAGCUCAGAAACAAUUUAUUGAGCGAUACUACAACCAAAAAGCUCAUAUUAGAUACUUCAAGAUUGGGGGCUUCGUCCUCAAAAAGGUUUUUCAAUCAACAAAAGCAGCAAAUGUAGGGAAUGGACCAAAGGAAGAAACAAUCCAGUGGGACUAUAUAUAUACGAAGAGGUAA